AUGGCAAUGCUUGUGAGCGAGGAUUCUCCUGAAGAUGAAUCAGAAUUGUUAUCCAAGGAUAGUGCACCGCCGUCCGCACAACACCCACCAAAAUUGGCCAGCGAGGAGAGCUUGAGUUCGGAUUCUGAAGAUUCAUCAACCAGCUGUUCUGAUGCUACCUCGCCCAAGAACCCGCCUCCCCCGCAACCUUCAUCGAUCCCCCCAAAUCGAGAUGGAAGGGCUGGGCUCUACCGAAAAGGGCUAGUGGCGGGCAGAAGAAAAACAUUACCUGACCAAGCAAGCAGGCCAUUCCAAUAA
This is a messenger RNA of Puccinia graminis f. sp. tritici CRL 75-36-700-3, 297 nucleotides long. RefSeq lists its product as uncharacterized. The record is from RefSeq and is a predicted model, not a curated record. The transcript is spliced from 3 exons. The coding region runs from base 1 to 297 and encodes 98 amino acids. Lineage: Eukaryota; Fungi; Basidiomycota; Pucciniomycetes; Pucciniales; Pucciniaceae.